AUGGCCUCCUCGACGCCCGCGAACCAGACGCACGAUGCGCCUCCCGCCGCGGGCCCUGCGCGGACCAAGAGCAACCAGUCCAUACCGCCGCCGGGCCAGACGCUGACCGGGAAACAAGAACAUUACCUCAAGCGAGAGCUCGUAGCGGAGCAGGUCAACUGGGAGAUCUCGGAGCUCAACUCUCCCACCGCCCUGCGCAGGUUCGGUGCCCCCUUCAAGUCCGAAUUUGGGGAGGUCUCCCCCCUCGACUCGGAACUGCCGAUCCUACGGUUCAUCUUCGUGCAUCAUGUUCGCGAGUUCCCGUUCCUGGACAAGGCAAAGGAGAAGGAGUUUUGGCAGGACAAGCUUCAAGUGUUUCUCGAAUCGUUCGCCAGCAAGAACAUAUCCUCCUCCGAAGACCGUUUAGAAGAGACCAAGCGGCGGAAACUGGCUGUAAAAUGUCGGAAGCUGGUCGAGCUGAUGAUGGUCUCUGGCGUCCCCACCGCCUCCGGGUUCGAAGAGCGUAUAAGAUUUGCCGAGAUGGAGAUCGUCGAUGCCAACGCCAUCGAUACCGGUGUGCUCAAUACCCUACCCCAGGGUCAUUACAUGAAUGGCUGGGAUGUCAACGUCGCCGGUGUGAGGAUAUCGGCCGUCAAGAAGAGGAUACGGACGCAUAAGCAUGCGGAAUUUUUAUUGCGUGUCAAGAGAAAAGGGGAGCUCGAGUACUUCGUUGGGCGUCGGUAUGGAGACUUUGCCCGCUUACAUCGGCAGUUGCGCAUAGAACUUCCCGGCAAGGUUCUGCCUCCGCUGCCCAAGAAGAACAAGUCGAAUAGCUCAGCGACCGGGCUGCUGGGAAGGGUGACAGGCGAAGGAAAUGAUUCCGAUGCGUCAUCGGUUUCCAGCAUCUCGACUAUGCCUCCCGUUGAACCUGGCGGGCUCAGGGACUCUAUGAAGAACUUGACAGUGCGAGACCACCGUCGAAACAUAUCGACGUCUUCCAGGAACGCAUCUCCACGCCCGAGCACGGAUGGGCCGAAGAGCCCCGUCCCAGGUAGCCCGCAGCCAGAGACUGCCAUCCUCUGGCGCGAGAACCAGCGGAUAUCACUCAGAGCAUUCCUGCGGUACCUCCUGCACAACUCACAAAUUGCGCAGACCAAGGCCAUGCAUGAAUUUCUCACCAAUGAUCCCAUAACGCCCACCGAUGAGGAUGUUGAGGACAUAGCGCGUCGUCAAGCCGUUGACGAAAGGCGUAUAGAGGAGCAGAAGCAAUUCUAUGAGAUUGCCAGGAAACGAGCCGCGGAGCUUGACGUCUACAUGGAACAGUUCCGUCAGGAUAUCGUCGAGUCGAACGGACUGACCAAACUCUUCCAGGAAAUCAAGGAGAAGGAGACCAUCCAGGAUCUCAGUGUGCAAUACCAAAAGUUCGCUGAAUGGCUGCGGAUCGAGGUGGCCGCCACUGUUUAUCACCUCUUCCUUGCUGAGGACAAUUCACCCGAACUGUUCGCCCAGGCCAAAAGGAUACACUCGCUGAUACCGUAUACCUUGUUGAAGAACGCGAUACGACUGGCGAACCCCGCGGCUGUCAUGGCUAGUGUCCUCGACCUUUUCUUGGCGCAGCCAUUCGGGUCUCGUUCUUUGAUGCAACGGAUCUUCUCAGCUGCGCUCAACGACGGCAUCCGUACAUUCCAGAAGAAUAUCGAUGCUGUGUCUGUCAAGAUCGGCGACGAUGUGUUUGUGGACAAGAUGAAGCAAUUCAUCGACUCGGACGAGCCUGUCAAAGUAGCCAUAAGGGAAGAGGCAAUCGCUGACGACGUCGACAUUAUUGUUGCUAUACUGCGUUCUCCGUUGAUCGAGCCGCCUCUCGUGUCUUCGCAAAUCCAGCGACUGUACAAUGCCUACGUCGCCUUCAACAACGCGGUGGAAAAUGUCGACGAAGAGUUCAAGCAGGGAGCCCAGCUCUUCUCAUACCUCAAGCAGAUGCUGAAGCUCCUGAUCAGACAGCGCGACAAGCAGAUGAUGUUGCAGAUGAUAGAAGAACCGGUCACCCUGAAGCUCCUCAAGGACCUCUUCACCAUCUUCUACGAACCGCUCGUUCGCGUGUAUAAAUCUGCCAAUGUCUACAACAGUAUCACGGACUUUUCAGUCUUCAUUGAUGAUAUGAUUCAGGUGGUUGAGAAGUGCAGAGAGGAGGACGCUUCGGCAGAUCCCAACCAGACUGUGCAAGCAUUUAUCGAUCUCUGCGCGCGUCAUGAACACAACUUCUACAAAUUCGUGCACGAAGUCCACACUCACGACAAUGGGCUCUUCACACAGCUGAUGGGCUGGAUAGAGGGAAUCCUGGAGUUCUUGCGGCACGGUCCUGCCGGUGGAGCCCUGGACGUCAAUGCACUGUUCGAAGGUGGUGUUGCAUCUGGCGUUGUGGACAAAGAAAAGGCUAUAGACGAGAUCAAUCAGCUCAUAUCAUGGCAAGAAGCACGCAAGAAAUGGCAUCACGAUAAGACGAGACAAAAGAUGGCGGCAGAGGGCAACGCGAGCGUGGAUGCGCCACUGCCAGGGGUUCACCUGAAAGGCAGCGAUUUUGGACUCAACGAGAUGGACCUGGAAGAUAUGGCCUACGAAGACGACUCGGAAGAGGAAGCCGACGAGGAGAUAGAAGACGAGAUGGACCCCAUCGAGGCAGAGAGGCGUAGGAGGGCCAAGCGUCAAGACCGGCUGAGACGGAGCGCGGGCGAGCCGACCAAGCCGGCCGUAAGCGAGGUCCACCACUUGAAGGACAACUUUCUAGAGAUGCUGCGCCAGGUUCUGGCGGACUAG
Messenger RNA from Neoarthrinium moseri, 2793 nucleotides. RefSeq lists its product as uncharacterized. The coding region runs from base 1 to 2793 and encodes 930 amino acids. Gene Ontology annotation, molecular function: phosphatidylinositol binding. The record is from RefSeq and is a predicted model, not a curated record. The transcript has 6 exons. NCBI's taxonomy places the organism in Eukaryota, Fungi, Ascomycota, Sordariomycetes, Amphisphaeriales, Apiosporaceae.